AGAUUAGCAAGUUUUUGGACCAAUUAAUUUUAAGUAAUAUAAUCAACAAUGAUUAAGUGCUGGACUAUUAGGGUGUAUCUCAUGACCAAAGUAAUGAUUGAAGAGAUCGACUCAUUCAUAUUGGUUUGGAAACGAGAGAGAAGACUACUUAAAAGUCGACAAAUGGAUGAAAAACGCAAGAAAGAAGUGGACAAAGUUAGUAAUCACAUUGAUAUCGAUGACCAUAUCAUACCAUUACAAGAGUUAUGUCUUAGACUUCAUACUCACCCGCAAUUGGGUUUGAGUCCGGUUGCCGUCAAAAAGUUAUUGUCGACUAAUGGAUACAAUAUAGUAACUACUAGUAUAGGAACCGGAGAGUGGAUCAGAUUGUUGAAGAAUCUGUUUGAUUGGUUUAACUGUUUUUUAUGGAUCGGUUCUUUGCUUUGUUUCAUGACUUAUAUAACUGAAACGAUAACUUUGGAGGAAGUUUUGCCCGACGAUUUAUAUUUAGGUUGUUCAUUGUUGGGGUCUGUAUUAAUAUCUGGAUGUUUUAGUUAUUAUCAAGAGGCCAAGAGUGCCAAUACAUUUCUCACAUUUCGUGAUCUCAUUCCCAGAUAUGUUACAGUUAUUAGAGCCGGAUCUAAGCUAAGAUGUCCGGCCAUUGAGUUAGUUGUAGGCGAUGUCAUUGAGAUUAGUGCUGGUGAUAGAGUGCCGGCUGAUAUCAGAAUAAUUAAAUCUCAUGGAUUAAAAUGUCUUAAUGUAUUACUUUAUGGAAAUAGUAAGCCAUUCAUCCGUAACAAUGAAUGUACUCAUUCUAAUCCAUUUGAAACUAAAAAUUUAGUAUUUUUCUCAACAAAUUGCAUUGAAGGUUCGGCAAUCGGUAUUGUCAUCAGAACCGGUGAUAAGACAUUAAUGUCUGAAUUAUUGGUUAACUUCUAUAAAGAAAAAAGUUCGACAACAAAGUCAACAACAAGUUUACUAAAACAAGACAUCACUCUAUUUAUUCGCAUUAUUACAACAAUCUCUAUAAUAGUUGCAGUUAUUUUAUCAAUAAUAUCAUCUAUAAUUGGUUACACGUGGCUCAAUGCUAUUAUCUUUUUGAUUGCCCUAUUUGUGGCACAAAUACCCGAAGGUUUAUUCCCGACACUAACUGUUGUAUUAAGUUUGGCUGCAAAGAGAAUGACAGCAAAGAAUUGUUUGGUUAAAAAUUAUGAAACAAUUGAGACAUUAGGCUUGACUUCAAUUAUAAUAACUAACAAAACAGGAACUUUGACACAGAAUCGGAUGGUUGUCUCACAUAUUUGGGCUAAUAAUUCAAUCAUUGAUUCGGAAAACUUUUACAGACAUUUAAACACUAAAAAUGAAGACUUGAAUUCAAUGGCGUGGAAAGCACUAAUAAGAGCUGCCUGUCUAUCAAAUAAAGCUGAGUUCAGUGCAGCUCAGACCAAAAUAUCACCACUCAAGAGAGAAGCAAUUGGUAACUCAACAGACAUUGCGAUACUUAAGUAUAUGGAAGUAAUUAUUGGUUGUGUUGAGGGUUAUCGUCAAAAUCAUCAAAAAGUCUUUGAGAUGCCAUUUAAUCCGUUUGUCAGAUAUUCGCUGUCAAUCAAUAAAUUUAACGAUGGAUUUUGGUUAUGUAUGAAAGGAUCUCCAGAAGUCAUAUUUGACAAAUGCUCUACUAUUUUAACCAAAGGUUCUGUCCAACCAUUAGAUGAAAAAUAUAAAAUUUAUUUUAAAAAUAUAAUUAAUGAGUUCGGAUGUUAUGGUGAAAGAGUUAUUGCAUUUUGUGAUAGAUUUUUGUCAUACGAUGAAUAUCCGAUUGAUUAUACAUUUGAUUGUGAACUUCAAAACUAUCCAACAGAUAAUUUAAGAUUUAUAGGAUUAAUGUCACUGUUAAACCCUCCCCGAGCAUCAGUUCCAAGUGCUAUAGAUAAAUGCAAAAGAGCCGGUAUUAAAAUAGUUAUGACUACAGGUGAUCAUCCAAUUACUGCAAAGGCCAUUGCAAAAGCUGUCGGUAUAAUAUCUGAUGACAAUUCUGAUAAUAAUGACAUUAUUGAAAGUGAUUGUCAAGUGUCUAUUAUAACGGGACAAGAAAUGAAUGGUUUAUGUGAUCAACGUUUACAUGAAAUACUAAACAAUGACAAAGAUGUAGUGUUUGCUCAAAUCAAUCCUAACCAUAGAUCAAGAAUAGUUAGAUGUUGUCGUAGCAAACAAUCAGUUGUAACGGUUACCGAAAAUAAUUAUCACGACUCUUCAACUGAAGAUAAUGUAGACAUUAGUAUAGCGAUGGGACUAAAUGGAAGUGAUAUCAGUAAACAAAGUGCAGAUAUUAUAUUAUUGGACGACAACUUUGCGUCAAUUGUUUCGGGUAUUGAAGAGGGAAGAGUCAUAUUUGAUAACUUAAAGAAAUCUAUUUGUUAUACACUGUCAUCGAAAACUCCGAUUAUAUUUCCAUUUUUAUUAUAUAUUAUUAUUGAUAUUCCGCUACCUUUAGGAGCAAUUACUAUAUUAUGUAUUGAUUUAAUUACUGAUAUGAUUCCUGCUAUUUCAUUGGCAUACGAAUUACCAGAAUAUGAUAUUAUGAAAUAUAAACCAAGAGAUCCAACAGUUAAUAAAUUAAUUAAUAAAAAUUUAUUAGUCCUCUCGUACACACAUUUGGGUGUUUUUCAACUGUUGGCCGCAUUUUUCGCUUAUUUUGUAAUUAUGUCUGAAAAUGGUUUUAAACCACAAUUUUUAUUUGGGAUGAGAAAAGUAUGGGACUCUAAAGCUAUUAAUGAUGUCAUGGAUUCAUAUGGACAGGAAUGGACCUAUCAUUCACGUAAAACACUUGAAUAUACGUGUCAUACGGCAUACUUUGUUGCCGUUGUUAUUACUAAAUGGUCGACAAUUAUAUGUUGCAAAACAAGAAGAUUAUCAAUAGUCAUACAAAAAAUGAAUAACGAUGUCCUUACAUUUGCACUAUUCUUUGAGUUGGGUUUAGCUAUAUUUCUAACCUACUGUCCCGGUCUCGACAAAGGCAUUAAUAUGUUUGCACUCAAACUUUACUGGUGGUUCUGUUCGACACCUUUUGCUAUAAUAAUGAUAAUAUACGAUGAGUUCAGACGAUUAUUAAUCAGACGAUAUCCUAAUGGUUGGCUGGAAAACGAAACUUAUUAUUAA
Messenger RNA from Oppia nitens, 3138 nucleotides. RefSeq names its product sodium/potassium-transporting ATPase subunit alpha-3-like. The transcript has 15 exons. Lineage: Eukaryota; Metazoa; Arthropoda; Arachnida; Sarcoptiformes; Oppiidae. Bases 49 to 3138 code for a protein of 1029 amino acids. Gene Ontology annotation, cellular component: membrane. Gene Ontology annotation, molecular function: ATP hydrolysis activity; ATP binding; P-type sodium:potassium-exchanging transporter activity. The record is from RefSeq and is a predicted model, not a curated record. Gene Ontology annotation, biological process: sodium ion export across plasma membrane; proton transmembrane transport; potassium ion import across plasma membrane.